Kalmanozyma brasiliensis GHG001 is the source of this 2679-nucleotide messenger RNA. Its product is annotated as Heat shock factor (HSF)-type, DNA-binding. Gene Ontology annotation, biological process: regulation of DNA-templated transcription. The transcript has a single exon. Gene Ontology annotation, molecular function: DNA-binding transcription factor activity; sequence-specific DNA binding. The record is from RefSeq and is a predicted model, not a curated record. The coding region runs from base 1 to 2679 and encodes 892 amino acids. NCBI's taxonomy places the organism in Eukaryota, Fungi, Basidiomycota, Ustilaginomycetes, Ustilaginales.
AUGCCGGGCCAAGCACAGCCCUUUGGCCUCAAUCAUCUUCCCUCGGUCGCUCCCGGGCUACAAGCGUAUCGAACAGCCUCCGACUCACCGCAACCGUUCCAGGCAGCCAAGAUCUCGCCGGCAACUCCAUCACCGGCCGUCAAGCCUACCGAUGUCACUUCGACUCCCACUCCCGCGCCGACGGGUUCGAGCGCUUCCGAGACGCCUUCCACAUCAGCUCCAUCCAAAAUGGCUCCCGUUGUCGCAGGAGCAGGCACUUUGCCGCCCAGCGUUGCAUCUGCUUCGGGUUCAGGUGCCUCUGGCUCUCACUUCUCCGCUUCCGACAGUCUGCGCGCCAUUCCCACCAACAAGAACAACCCUGCUUUCCUCAACAAGCUCCGCAGCAUGGUCGAUGAUCCCAACACGGACGAGCUCAUUCGAUGGUCUCCCGAUGGCGCUUCGUUCUUCGUUCCCAACCAUGUCCGUUUCGGUGAUGAGGUGCUGCCUCGCUUCUUUAAGCACAACCGCUUCUCUUCUUUCGUGCGCCAGCUCAACAUGUACGGUUUCCACAAGGUGCCACAUCUCCAACAGGGCGCACUCAAGCACGAUUCACCACAGGAAAGCGAGCUCUGGGAGUUCUCCAACCCGCACUUCCACCGAGACCACCCCGAUUGGCUCUCCAAAGUGCAGCGCAAGAAGGGUCCGCGCGACGAGAAAGACACGCAAGGAGAAAGAGAAGGCUCGACCACCGGCCAGGAACUUAUGCAUGCAGGCGCGCUCAUGCGCACCGACUUUGGCGCCAACAACGUCAGUGUCGAUGCCAACGGCGAUGGCGCACUUCAGCUCGCCAGCGUGCUCAACGCCAUCAACGCAAUCAAGAAUGCGCAAACCAGCAUCAGCGCCGAUCUGCGUCAUCUGCAGAACUCCAACCAGAACCUCUGGCAAGAGGCCGUCGAGUCUCGACAGCGCGCCAAGCGUCAGCAGGAGACCAUCAACAAGAUCCUGCGCUUCCUCGCCGGCGUUUUUGGCAACCAGGACGACGACGAAGCGCCUGUGCAAGGCAAAAAGGUGUCUGGCAAAGGUCGAGGAAAUGGAAGGAGGGUCGGCGUUCGCCCACAGCAGCAGCAGCGAAGCAAGAGUCGACUCAUGAUCGAGGACGGCAAUGCCUCUUCCUCUUCGUCAGGUGUCCGCGGCCUCGAGGGACUAGAGCUGCCUACUGACGAGGACGAAAUCGAGGAGAUGCCUUCGCACCUGCGCUUCCAGGAUGCUAGCAGUGGGGACUCUCCCAAAGGCCAAAGCCCCUCCGCAUCCAACGGCGGCUCUCGCUUUACUCAGAUCGGCUCGCCGCCCACCAACACCAGCGCAGCCGAAUUUGGCAGGCAGCUAUCGGAGGCAGUAUCAACGCCGGGCGGAUCUAGGAAAUUGUCGUCGCAAGCAAGCAAUCAGGUGCUCAACGCACUUGCGUCAGGCGAGGGCAACGCUUGGCUCGCCAGUCUCUUCGGCGCCAGCCUCGCGAACCAGGGGUCCAAGACCACUGGCCCUGCAACGGGUGGAGGUCUCAAGCUCGACCCUCAGAUGGUCGCUGCCCUCCAGCAGGCGCUUGCGAGCGCGGGAAGUGGUGCUAACGGAGCCAACGACAACAGCACAGACUACUUUGGAGGAUCGACCAACGCACAAGCAGACGACUUUGUCUCGCGCUUCUCUGCUUUCCCUUCCGACUCGAACGGGUCGAGUGACAGCAGCGGCUCUACCAACAAUGGUCUCGGUCUGGAGGCAGAUGCUCUCGCCCGUCUCGCAGGCAUCUCCCAAGCGCUGGUGCAGUCUCCUGCGCGUCAGAACUUUGCUGGUGGUCAGAACAACUAUACGGUCACCUCGCCCAGCAAAGGUCAAGGAUCGGCCACUCUGUUCGACAGCAGCAGCAACGAUGCCAACAGCAACCAGCAAUUGGCACUCUUGUUGAACAGAGCUUCGCGCGAUUUGCAAAACACCUCAAGCGAUGUCGACCAAGUGCAGAACAGCAUCAACUCGCUCAUCGAAGGACUGCAGACCAACCCGAGCUUGCUUCAGAAUAUCGCUGGUCAGGCGCAGCAGCAGACGAACGCAGCUUCAUCCGUUCCAUGGCAGACCGCAGCCACAGACAACAUUCUGCCAUUCGGCGGUCAGACGGCCUUCGGAGACAUGAGUGGAUCUGCAGCAGCACCGUCGGCAUCGGUGGGAGGCGCGCAAUAUGGCGGUCCCACCGGCACGACACCACCGUCCACCAACGCAGGUGCAGGAACAGGGGCAGCAGCAGGCGCGACCGGAAGCAUGGACUCGGACUUUGACGUCGAUUCCUUCCUCAGUCAGUUCGUGGACGCUUCCCAAGCUCCGGGCGGAGGCGUCGCCAGCCCUACGUCCAACAACGCCUUCGGCGAGUCACCCUCGUUUGCCUUCUCGCCCGCCACCACCGCAGCAUUCCUCCACGGCGCAGGGGUCAACGAUGCACCUGGCAUCUACGCGCAAGAGGUCGGGUCGGGUACCAACUCGGGCACCAGCUCGAACAGCACCAAUAGCCCGCUGGAGAACAAUGGGCCGUGGAACGGUGCAAGUGCGGGUAAGAAGAGGAAGCCGUCUACGUCGGGCAUGAGCCCGAAUGGGACGAUGGACGUCGAGAUGGCGAGCAGUAGGCCUGUUAAGAAGUCGGCUAGUCGGAAGAAGUAG